Chrysochloris asiatica (Cape golden mole) is the source of this 1392-nucleotide messenger RNA. RefSeq names its product fat mass and obesity associated (gene FTO). Bases 1 to 1392 code for a protein of 463 amino acids. The record is from RefSeq and is a predicted model, not a curated record. Lineage: Eukaryota; Metazoa; Chordata; Mammalia; Afrosoricida; Chrysochloridae. Gene Ontology annotation, molecular function: mRNA N6-methyladenosine dioxygenase activity; ferrous iron binding; broad specificity oxidative DNA demethylase activity. Gene Ontology annotation, biological process: regulation of multicellular organism growth; DNA alkylation repair; RNA repair. The transcript has 9 exons.
AUGAAGCGAACCCAAACCGUGGAGGAACGAGAGCGGGAAGCUAAGAGAAAGCUACAAGCCAAGAAACAGAGGCUUCUUGAAGAGCUUGAAGACACGUGGCUUCCUUAUCUGACCCCCAGAGAUGAUGAAUUUUAUCAGCAGUGGCAGCUGAAAUAUCCUAAACUCAUUCUCCGAGAAGCUGACAGUGUACCUGCGGAGCUCCGUCUCGAGGUCCAAGAAGCCUUUCUCAUACUGCACAAGCAUGGCUGCUUGUUCCGGGACCUGGUUAGGAUCCAAGGCAAAGAUUUGCUCACUCCAGUGUCUCGCAUCCUCAUUGGUCAUCCCGGCUGCACCUACAAGUACCUGAACACCAGACUCUUCACCGUACCAUGGCCAGUGGAAGGUUCCACAAUAAAAUAUACUGAGGAUGAAAUAGGUUUUGCUUGUCAAACCUUCCUCAAGCUCAAUGCCCAUUUGCAGACUGAGACCAUCCAGGCUUUGGAAGAGCUCACUUCCAAAGAGAAAUCUAGUGAUGCCGCCAUGCCAGUAUACAUGGCCCCAGAGUUCCCCAGAGUUGGUAUGGGGCCGUCCUUUGAUAGACAAGAUGAAGUGGACAUCAAGAGCAGAGCAGCCUAUAACGUAACGUUGUUGAAUUUCAUGGAUCCCCAGAAAAUGUCUUACCUGAAAGAGGAACCCUAUUUUGGGAUGGGGAAAAUGGCGGUGAGCUGGCACCACGAUGACAAUCUGGUGGAACGGUCAGCGGUGGCGGUGUACAAUCAUAGCUGCGAAGGCCCUGAAGAAGAAAGUGACGAUGCUCCUGACCUUGAAGGCAGAGAUCCUGAUACUUGGCAUGUUGCUUUUAAGAUCUCAUGGGACAUAGAGACUCCAGGCUUGGCAAUACCCCUUCACCAAGGAGACUGCUACUUUAUGCUUGAUGAUCUCAAUGCCACCCACCAACACUGUGUUUUGGCUGGUUCACAACCUCGAUUCAGUUCCACCCACCGAGUGGCAGAGGUGGAGUUUGAGUGGCUGAGACAAUUUUGGUUUCAAGGAAAUCGAUAUACAAAAUGCACUGAUUGGUGGUGUGAACCCAUGGCUCAACUGGAAGGACUGUGGAAGAAGAUGGAAGGUGUGACAAAUGCUGUGCUUCGUGAAGUUCGGAAAGAGGGGGUCCCCGUGGAACAAAGAAAGGAAAUAUUGACCGCCAUCCUAGCCACACUCACCACACGACAAAACCUGAGGAAAGAGUGGUAUACCAGGUGCCAGUGCCGGAUUGCCCAAUCGUUAUCCACGGAUCAGAGACCAGAAUGUCAGCCGUACUGGGAAAAGGAUGACCCUUCAAUGCUUCUGCCAUUUGAUCUCACUGACAUCAUUUCAGAACUCAGAGGUCAGCUUCUGGAAUCGAAACCCUAG